AGAGGCAGGUGCCAUGACUGGGGCUGAGGAUGACAUCCCAUUGGGUGAAAGGAAGACAGUCACAGACUUCUGCUACCUACUGGACAAAUCCAAACAACUCUUCAAUGGCCUACGAGAUCUUCCUCAGUACAGGCACAAGCAGUGGCAGUCCUACUUCGGGCGCACCUUUGACAUCUACACCAAGCUGUGGAAGUUUCAGCAGCAGCACAGGCAGGUCCUGGAAAAUCGGCAUGGCCUGAAGAGAUGGCAGAUAGGGGAGGUGGCAUCCAAAAUAGGCCAGCUCUACUAUCACUACUACUGGUGCACGAUAUCUAAGGAAGUCUCAAGGUUUUGCUCACCUGAGGUAGAGUAUCUCAUGUUGGUAAGGGUAAGCAACAACACUUCGGCCACACUGAUCCUCAACACGGGGGCCCCUCAGGGGUUCGUGCUCAUUCCCCUCCUGUUCUCCCUGUUCACUCGUGACUGCACGGCCAGGCACAACUUCAACACCAUCAUUAAGGUUGUCGCUUGUAACACAACUCUCCUUCGAUUGUCUCCUCAUGUUAGGCCUGAGUUGGUAGUGAAGAAACUCCGGUAUUAUGCCCGCUACAUUGUAGUUUGUUUACUUCUGAACAACAUGGACCUAGUGAAAGUGCUGGUCAAGGAGCUGUCAGAGGAAAUUGAGGACUAUACGCAGCGAUUCAACACAGAAGAUCAAUUAGAAUGGAAUCUGGUCUUACAGGAAGUGGCAGCUUUUGUGGAGGCAGACCCAGUUGUGGUGCUGAACAAUGAAAAUACUGUGAUCGUCAUAAUCCAAUCGGCUACAGGAGGGGGCAUGUCUCCUUUGGAACAGGGCAUGGUGGUUGGUCAGCUCACCCUGGCAGAUGCACUAAUCAUUGGCAACUGCAACAACCAGGUGAAGUUCAGUGAGCUAACCAUCGAUAUGUUCCGCAUUCUCCAAGCGUUGGAGCGGGAACCAGUCAUCCUGGCUACAACGGCAUCUAAACAUGGAACAUUGGAACCCAGCGAGAAGCCAGCCAAGAGAGAGAACCCUCACAAGUACCUGCUGUACAAGCCAACGUUCAGCCAGCUCUUCACCUUUUUGUCUGCCUCCUUUAAGGAGUUGCCAGCGAACAGUGUGCUGCUCGUCUAUCUUUCAGCUACCGGAGUCUUCCCUACUGGAUGCUUGGAUUAUGAGGGACCAUAUGACUUUGGAGGAGUCCUCACCAACACGAACCGUGAUGUGGUAAACGGGGAGAUGGUGCAGAAAAGGAACCACGCCCAAAAAGAGAUGCACUGCCUUCACCCUGGGGACUUGUUCCCUUUCGCCCGGAAGCGUCUCUUUGUCAUUGUGGACUCCUCCAACAGCACAGCCUAUAAGGUUGAUGAUGGUAAUGGUAACUUUGAGGCGCUUGUGGAGAGCAGCUUCCUGCGGAAGCACGUUCUGGAGCUGGCUGACAUGUUGGAUGUGUAG
Oncorhynchus nerka (sockeye salmon) is the source of this 1453-nucleotide messenger RNA. Its product is annotated as protein SCAI-like. Gene Ontology annotation, cellular component: nucleus. The record is from RefSeq and is a predicted model, not a curated record. Gene Ontology annotation, molecular function: transcription corepressor activity. Gene Ontology annotation, biological process: DNA-templated transcription. Bases 14 to 1453 code for a protein of 479 amino acids. The transcript has 14 exons. Lineage: Eukaryota; Metazoa; Chordata; Actinopteri; Salmoniformes; Salmonidae.